UGCAGCUUGAUAAAAAUGUAGUCUGUAAUGUUUCUUUCAUACGUACCAUCGCCUUCUCUCUCUGUUUUUUGUUGUGGAUUCAGUUAGUCGGCGAUCAUCUCUUUCUGUUAUAAACUGAUCGCCGAGUAAUUCAAUAAUGCCAGCAUCAUUCUGAACUUCCUUUGCUUCCUUACUGCGCUGUUUUCCCUUCUUUCAUCUCUUCUUAGUCCUCCGUCACAGGGAAGAGAUCCGAAGUUUGUUUGUUUUGAUAUAUUUUUUUAAUAUUCGAAACUCCUUUUUUCCGGAAGCUCCGAGUUAGCGUUGUGAUCGAGUCGGUUACUGCCGUAGGUUUUGAUUAUUUUCAGACAAAAAAAAACGCUGACUGAUGAUUUGUUUUUGAAGAUCAGAGUUAAUUAUUUCUUUAUUUUAUUGUAAAAUUUUGCGACCCAAAGCUCAAUUCGACAAGAAGUUGAGACGAAAUGCUAGAUCUUAAUCUCAAUGUCGCGUCGACUGAUUCGACUCAAGAAUCUGACUCUGUGAUUCUCUUUACUGAUAAGCUCAACGAAUGUCCUGGAAACCAAAUGGACGAAUCCGAAACCUCUAAUUCGUCAAUCAUAAACGAUGAUACUGAGUCGUGCUCCACACGCGCCAAGGGAGACGCGUUCACUCUAAACUUCGACAUACUCAAAGUCGGGAGUGGAGGAAGCGAGUACGAAAACGACGGCGCACCGGUGGUGGUUGCUAAGGAACUUUUUCCGGUGAAGGGAGAUGGAGCUGAUUUCCGAAGGCUCGAAGGGCAAAGCUCGGGAAACGGUAGUAACUAUAAUUGGAUCGAUCUAUCGUUCGAGGGAAAAGAAGUUGAUCACCCGCAGGCGAUACAACAAAAUCAACAACCGUCACAGACGACGGUGAAGAAAAGCCGUAGAGGACCUCGCUCUCGAAGUUCACAAUAUCGAGGAGUUACUUUCUACAGAAGAACGGGAAGAUGGGAAUCUCAUAUCUGGGAUUGCGGGAAACAAGUAUAUUUGGGUGGAUUUGACACUGCUCAUGCUGCAGCUAGAGCCUAUGAUCGAGCGGCUAUUAAAUUCCGAGGGGUUGAUGCUGAUAUCAAUUUCAGCCUUAGUGAUUAUGAGGACGAUUUGAAACAGACGAAGAAUUUGACAAAGGAAGAAUUUGUGCACAUACUUAGGCGGCAGAGUACUGGCUUUUCGAGGGGAAGCUCAAAAUAUCGAGGAGUGACGCUGCACAAAUGUGGCCGGUGGGAAGCUCGGAUGGGGCAAUUCCUUGGCAAAAAGUAUAUUUAUCUUGGGCUAUUCAACAGUGAAGUAGAAGCUGCAAGGGCCUAUGACAAAGCAGCUAUCAAAUGUAAUGGAAGGGAAGCAGUCACCAACUUUGAGCCGAGUUCAUAUGAAGGGGAUAUGAUCUUUAAUACAAGUAAGGAAGGCGAUACUCACCACCUUGAUCUGAACCUGGGGAUAUCUCCACCUGUUGGGAACGAGUCCAUAGAAAAUGAGGGGCAUCCCCAUUUUUGUUCUGGCUCUUUUGACAUAAAUGGCAGGAAGAUUUUGAGGGCGGCAAACACUACUGCGGCGACAGUGGGUCCAGCUCACAAAGGGUUAGCGGGGACUUCAGAUCAGCCAAUUUUCUGGAAUAGUGUAUAUCCUGCGUACAUUCAUAGUGAGCAGGAAAGAGCGACGGUGACAAGAGUUGAAACUGGUCCUCCGCAAGGCCUCCCCAACUGGGCUUGGCAAAUGCAAAGUCAAGUCAGUGCUACACCAAUGCCACUGUUCUCAACUGCAGCAUCAUCAGGAUUCUCAUACUUGGCUACCUCUCCUUCUGCUGCCAUUCUUCCUUCAGAACCUCUCAAUCAACUGGCCCGGAAUCUCUGUUUUACCUCGGCGACCACCACCAACACCCCUCAAAUCCAUUUUCAGAUGAAGCCACCACAGGCACCACCAUAAGCCUCAUCUCUCAAACAUUUGCAGCAUAAACGUGCAUAGAUGAUAGGAUUCAAGUACUGUUUCAUUACACUGUCAGACUC
Messenger RNA from Hibiscus syriacus, 2020 nucleotides. Its product is annotated as ethylene-responsive transcription factor RAP2-7-like. The transcript is spliced from 10 exons. The coding region runs from base 459 to 1940 and encodes 493 amino acids. The record is from RefSeq and is a predicted model, not a curated record. NCBI's taxonomy places the organism in Eukaryota, Viridiplantae, Streptophyta, Magnoliopsida, Malvales, Malvaceae. Gene Ontology annotation, molecular function: DNA binding; DNA-binding transcription factor activity. Gene Ontology annotation, biological process: regulation of DNA-templated transcription.